GCAUUAGAUCGCCAUGGCGAAGGUGUUUGCGUUGUUUCUCUUGGCUCUUCUCGCCAUUUCCAUGCUUCACACCACUGUUUUGGCUUUGCAUGGCCAUGGCAGUCACCACUACGACCAAAAGAACUAUGGUCCGGGGAGUCUGAAGAGCUUCCAAUGCCCGUCACAAUGCUCAAGGAGGUGCAGCAAGACACAGUACCACAAACCUUGCAUGGUCUUAUGUCAGAAGCGCUGCAAAAAGUGCCUAUGCGUUCCCCCAGGGUAUUAUGGUAAUAAAGUCGUCUGCCCAUGCUACAACAACUGGAAGACCAAGGAAAGAGGACCAAAAUGCCCUUGAGCUGUUCCCUUAU
Molecule: messenger RNA, 347 nt
Organism: Vitis vinifera (wine grape)
Lineage: Eukaryota; Viridiplantae; Streptophyta; Magnoliopsida; Vitales; Vitaceae
Product: gibberellin-regulated protein 4-like
Exons: 1
Coding region: 14-334 (106 amino acids)
Source: RefSeq, a predicted model, not a curated record